Torulaspora delbrueckii is the source of this 2508-nucleotide messenger RNA. RefSeq names its product cleavage polyadenylation factor subunit CFT2 (gene CFT2). Gene Ontology annotation, cellular component: mRNA cleavage and polyadenylation specificity factor complex. Gene Ontology annotation, biological process: mRNA 3'-end processing by stem-loop binding and cleavage. The record is from RefSeq and is a predicted model, not a curated record. The transcript has a single exon. Gene Ontology annotation, molecular function: RNA binding. Lineage: Eukaryota; Fungi; Ascomycota; Saccharomycetes; Saccharomycetales; Saccharomycetaceae. The coding region runs from base 1 to 2508 and encodes 835 amino acids.
AUGACUUACACUCUUAGCUGCUGUGAUGACGGUUCUGGGGUUACAGUUGGGACAAUUAUACGAUUUGAUAAUGUCACGAUCCUGGUGGACCCAAGUUGGCACAGUUCCAAAAUUUCCUAUGAGAACAGCGUAAGAUUCUGGUCUGAAAUAAUACCCGAAGUUGAUAUUAUUCUGCUUUCUCAGCCAUCUGUAGAGACUCUGGGCGCCUAUGGCUCUUUAUAUCACAACUUCCUGUCACAUUUCAUAUCUAGAAUCGAAGUCUAUGCUACUCUACCGGUGAGUAACUUAGGUAGAGUGACUACGAUUGAUUACUAUACUUCCAAAGGGCUAAUCGGCCCUUUUAAAGCCAAUCAGAUUGAUCUGCGAGAUGUUGAGUUUGCAUUCGAUCAUAUUCAGACCUUGAAGUAUUCUCAGCUUGCGGAUCUACGAUCCAAGUACGAUGGUCUCACUUUAAUUGCAUACAGCGCAGGGGUAAGUCCCGGAGGUUGCGUGUGGUGCAUAUCAACAUAUUUUGAGAAACUGGUAUAUGCAUUCCGAUGGAAUCAUACUCGUAAUACAAUUUUGAAUGGAUCAUCCCUACUGGACAAGACUGGUAAGCCUCUGGCGACAUUAGCGAGACCAUCGGCAGUUAUAACCAAACUAGAUAAAUUUGGAUCUUCAAAACCUCACGGGAAACGUGUUAAAGUUUUCAAAGAUGCUCUAAAGAGGGUUCUAAGUUCAAGCGGAUCCGUCUUAAUACCAGCCGAAAUUGGAGGUAAUUUUCUAGAUCUGUUCGUACUCGUUCAUGACUUCCUUUAUGAGUCCUCUAAAAGCAGACUUUUCGCACAAGUUCCUGUAUUACUAGUAGCAUAUUCCCGUGGAAGAGUGUUGACCUACGCCAGAUCCAUGUUGGAGUGGCUAUCCUCAUCGCUUCUCAAGAUUUGGGAAUCCAGAGAUAAUAGAUCCCCGUUUGACUUGGGCAGUCGAUUCCAUGUUAUCGCACCCACAGAUCUCACAAAAUAUUCUGGACCCAAGAUAUGCUUCGUUUCGCAAGUCGAGACGCUUGUCGAUGAAGUUAUUUCGAGACUAUGUCAAACAGAGAGAACCACAAUUAUAUUGACAUCAUCAGACAAUGAUGAUACUCGCACUUUAUCAGUGCUGCAUAAAAAUUGGGAUCUAGCGCAAAAGCAGCGUGGAGCCGAAGAAGGGCAAUCGAUCAGUUAUUCAGAAUCUCUGACCUUAAAGACUGUUCAGACAAAGCCCAUGACAGGCGAAGAAUUGGAGCAGUAUGUUGCUGGAAUUACUGAGCGUAAAACCAAGAGGAAAGAAUUGGAGGAGUCCCUGCACAAGGAUGUCAAGCUCGCUGGAAAAAUAUCCCGUAGAUUGGAUGGUAAAGACGACUCAGGUAAUAUGAGAGAAGAUGGACAAGAUCCCGAGGAAGAUGACGAUGAGGAUGAAGACGAGAAUUUACUUGAUAUAUUGAAAGAAAAAAGCUCCACCUCCACGGGACAAACCGCAAUAGAUAUUCCGGUAGAUUAUUUGAUUCAACCCACGUCCCAACCGAAGCACAAGAUGUUCCCAUUUCAGCCGGCAAAAAUCAAGAGUGACGACUAUGGAACUUUUGUCGACUUCAGCUCUCUGAUACAGAAUGACGAUGAAGAAAUGGAUCAGAAGAAAUCAUCAGCAGCAGAUGAAGCUGAAGAAGAUGAGGAUCCUUACGAUUUGUCUGAAAACCGCCGAGAAACUUCAAAGAAACCCCGCAGAGAGGCCAAGAAGGGGAAAGGUAAAAAUCCUGCCGAAUCAUUCGACAAUAUCGAUUAUCUUGACCCACUUCAGAAUCCUAUGAACCGGAGCGAGUCGACCAGCAAAGUAACGAUCAAAUGCUCGUUGGUCUACAUCAAUUUAGAGAGCUUGGUUGAUCAAAGAUCAGCUUCCAUCAUCCUUCCAGCCUUAAAGCCCAGAAAACUACUGUUACUAGCACCACCAGAAUGUCAAAACGCACAGUCUGUUUCAACUAUGCAAAAGAGAGAUGUUGACAUUGUGGAAAUGCCGAUCAAUAAAGCGAUAGAGUUCAUCACGACGAUCAAAUCUCUAGACAUCUCCAUAGAUCCCGACCUAGAAGCACUGCUUAAAUGGCAAAAAAUCGGUGAAAGCUACACGGUUGCGCAUGUCAUAGGAAGACUAGUGAAGGAGAAACCACAAAUGGCUAAAUCUAAAGGAGUGGGUAAACCCCAGAGCAAGCUCAACCAACAGGCCAGGUCUAAGCUUGUACUAAAACCUCUUCAAUCGACUUUUAGAGCUCAUGUCGGUGGCUCGCUAUCGAUUGGGGACAUUAGACUGGCAGAGCUGAAGAAGAGGCUCACGGAGCGCAACCACAGAGCCGAAUUCAAAGGCGAAGGUACUCUGGUGGUUGACGGUCAAGUGGCCGUACGCAAGAUUAGUGACAGUGAAACCAUCGUCGAUGGAAGUCCGUCAGAACUCUUUUACGACGUCAAGAAAUCCAUCACAGAUAUGUUGGCAAAAAUAUGA